Carlito syrichta (Philippine tarsier) is the source of this 8855-nucleotide messenger RNA. Its product is annotated as low-density lipoprotein receptor-related protein 2-like. Gene Ontology annotation, molecular function: calcium ion binding; protein binding. The annotation marks the transcript as partial. The record is from RefSeq and is a predicted model, not a curated record. The transcript has 45 exons. Lineage: Eukaryota; Metazoa; Chordata; Mammalia; Primates; Tarsiidae.
AUGCUGCGCGGCCCCAGCGAGCGUCGGGCCGGCCUGACCCCGGCGCGGUCUCGUACCAUCGCCCCGGCCGCCGGGAACCGGGACCUGGCGGAUACAGGGCUGUCCCCUCCCUACAUCACGGCUCCCUCGCCUGAGGAAAAUCGGCCCCUGACGCCUUGGACCCGGAGCCCGGGGCUCGCUGCCGAGCUGGUUCAGGGGCCGGGGCGGGAGGCUCGGAAACAGCCCCUCCUCAUUCGGGUCUCCUGGCACUGGAAAAUAAGCUUUGCUCCUUUUCUUCCAUGGGCUCGGUGUCACGUGCAGGCUGAGCACCGUGAGCUGAGAGCGCCCGUGAGGUUCCCUCGCGGGGCUCUUGGGGAUCCGGCCCCUGCCAGCCGGUGCAACGCGGCCCCAAAGAAGGCAGCCGCAGGGUUUUCCGAAUCCCUUGUGCUUCUCCCUCUUUCAAACGGGCACCACGGAGUACACGUUCAUUCUUUUCAACUUUGCUUCAAAAUGGACAGGCUUGUAAGGAGCGCCAUCUGGCCACGACACCUGUUGAUGUGGCGCUUAAGAAGAGCUAAACAAGGGAUCCAGCCGCCGCCCAACGACAGUCCGACCUUCUCUCUAAUUUGUAAAAACACAGAGCACUCGCCUCUCAGCCGUCUGUUCCCUGCCGGGGCAGCCAAGCCGCCCCGCGGGCUUCCUUGGGGGGCAAAUCCUGCGGAGAGGUGGCGGUACCGCGUGUGCGCGUGUCAGUGCGCGUGCCCGCGCGUAACUGAGCCUGUGCGCCCGGGAGUGGGCCUGUGCGUGUCGAUGUUGAGCUGUGGCUGGGGAAUGUGCGCGCGUGUGACUGAGCGCGCGCGGGGCGUGCGCAGCGGUGUCAGUUCGUGUCCAGCGAGGAGCGUGUGCGCCUGGCUGAGCACGUGUGUGAGCGCGCGUGUGUGGAGUGUGCGUGUGUUGCCCCGCGAACGGCGAGCGGAUGCGCCCCGGCUUCUGGAGCCCGCCCGGGAGCCGGGCAACCGCACACUUGAGAAGGCAGCCCCGCCGGUUUCGGUGACAGCGCACCCCCCGGGACCCUGCCUUUGUUCCCACGGGCGCUCGUCCGACUCUCCUGGAAGGCACUUUGCGGCUGGAGCCGAGGAUUGUUGGAGAGUUGACCUUUUUGCAGAAAUAGAGGAAAAGAGGGAGGAAGAAGUGGAGCGAAUAAAAACAUUUUUAAAAUGUCUUUCUGUUGCUUGUGUUACUACAGAAUGUGGCAGUGGGCGGUUUCGCUGUGGAAAUGGGCAUUGUAUCCCUGCUUCCUGGAGGUGUGAUGGGACCAAAGACUGUUUAGAUGACUCAGAUGAAGCUGACUGUGCUCCCAGGACCUGCCAGACAGGCUAUUUCAGGUGUCAGAGUGAUGGGCGAUGCAUCCCCCACUACUGGGUAUGCGACGAAGAUCACGACUGUAAUGAUAGCUCAGAUGAACAAAACUGUGCUCCAAAAACAUGCUCAAGUCAUCAAAUGGCAUGCUCCAAUGGCCAGUGUAUCCCAAGUGAAUACAGGUGUGAUCAUGUCAGAGACUGCCCAGAUGGAAUGGAUGAGAAAGACUGCCACUACCCAGCAUGUGAGCAGCAUACUUGUGCCAAUGGAGCCUGCUAUAACACUACUCAGAGGUGUGAUUGGAAGAUUGAUUGCAGGGACUACUCUGAUGAAAUCAACUGUACUGAAGUGUGCUUGCAAAACGAGUUUUCAUGUGGCAGUGGAGAGUGUAUCCCUAACACCUAUGUCUGCGACCAUGACAAUGAUUGUCAAGAUGGCAGUGAUGAACAUGCUUGCAACUACCCAACCUGCAGUGGUAACCAGUUCACUUGCCCCAAUGGCCAUUGCAUCCAUCAAAACUGGGUUUGUGAUGGAGAGGACGAUUGUAAAGAUAAUGGAGAUGAAGAUGGAUGUGAAAGCAAUGUUCAGAAAUGUCCUCCAAGACAAUGGGCUUGCCCAAACUCUGGACAAUGCAUCUCAAUUUAUAAUGUUUGUAAUGGGAAUAGUGAUUGCCCAGGAGGAGAGGAUGAAAACAGUACCACUACCGGAAAAUAUUGUGACACGACUAUGUGUUCUGCCUUGAGCUGUGAGUACCAAUGCCGCAGUACGCCAUAUGGAGGGGCGUGUUAUUGUCCUCAAGGUUAUAUCAUCAACCACAAUGACAGCCGAACCUGUGUUGAGUUUGAUGAUUGCCAGAUAUGGGGAAUUUGUGACCAGAAAUGUGAAAACCGAUUAUUAGGCUAUGCCCGGUGCCACUGUGAAGAAGGGUAUAUCUUGGAGCGUGAACGUCAUUGCAAAGCAAAUGAUUCCUUUGGUGAGGGCUCCAUCAUCUUCUCCAAUGGUCGGGAUUUGCUAAUUGGUGAUAUUCAUGGGAGAAACUUCCGGAGCCUCAUAGAGUCUGAGAAUCGUGGAGUGGCAGUGGGUGUGGAUUUCCACUAUCGCCUGCACAGAGUCUUUUGGACAGACGUUGUGCAAGAUAAGGUUUUUUCAGUUGAUAUUAAUGGUUUAAAUAUCCAAGAAGUUCUCAAUGUUUCUCUUGAUGCUCCAGAGAACCUGGCUGUGGACUGGGUUAAUGAUAAACUUUAUCUGGUCGAGACUAAGGUCAACCGUAUAGAUAUGGCCAAUUUGGAUGGAAGCUACCGGGUUACCCUUAUAACAGAAAACUUGGGGCGUCCUAGAGGAAUUGCCUUGGACCCAACUGUUGGUUAUUUAUUUUUCUCAGAUUGGGAGAGCCUUUCUGGGGAACCUAAACUUGAAAGGGCUUUCAUGGAUGGCAGCAACCGUAAAGACUUGGUAAAAACAAAGCUAGGAUGGCCUGCUGGGAUAACUCUGGAUAUGAUCACUAAGCGUGUUUACUGGGUUGACUCUCGGUUUGACUACAUUGAAACUGUAACUUAUGAUGGAAUCCAAAGGAAAACAGUAAUUCAUGGAGGGUCACUCGUUCCUCAUCCCUUUGGAAUAAGCUUGUUUGAAGGUCAUGUGUUCUUUACGGAUUGGACAAAGAUGGCUGUGAUGAAGGGAAACAAGUUCACAGAGAACAACCCAGAAGUGUACUACCAGUCUUCCCUGAGGCCCUAUGGAGUGACUGUUUACCAUUCUCUUAGACAGCCCUAUGCUAGAAAUCCGUGUGAAGAUAACAAUGGGGGCUGUGAGCAAGUCUGUGUCCUCAGUCACAGGACGGAUAAUGAUGGUUUGGGCUAUCGUUGCAAGUGCACAUUUGGCUUUGAGCUGGAUACGGAUGAGCACCACUGCAUUGCUAUUCGGAAUUUCCUGAUCUUUUCAUCCCAAUUAGCUAUUCGUGGGAUUCCAUUCACCUUGUCAACCCAGGAGGACGUCAUGGUUCCAGUGACUGGGAGUCCUUCUUUCUUUGUCGGGAUUGAUUUUGAUGCCCAGAACAGCACUAUCUUUUUUUCAGAUAUAUCAAAAUACAUGAUUUUUAAACAAAAGAUCGAUGGCACAGGAAGAGAAAUUCUUGCAGCUAACAGGGUGGAAAAUGUUGAAAGCUUGGCUUUUGAUUGGAUCUCAAAGAAUCUCUAUUGGACAGACUCUCAUUUCAAGAGUAUAAGUGUCAUGAAGCUAGCUGAUAAAUCAAGACGCACAAUAGUUCAUCAUUUAAACAACCCACGAUCAAUCGUAGUUCAUCCUACUGCUGGGUAUAUAUUCUUCUCUGAUUGGUUCCGUCCUGCUAAAAUUAUGAGAGCAUGUAGUGAUGGGUCUCACCUUUUGCCUAUAAUAAACACUACACUUGGAUGGCCCAAUGGCUUGGCCAUCGAUUGGAGUGCUUCACGAUUGUACUGGGUAGAUGCCUUUUUUGAUAAAAUUGAGCACAGCACCUUUGAUGGUUUAGAUAGAAGAAGACUGGGCCACAUAGAGCAGAUGACACAUCCAUUUGGAAUUACCAUCUUUGGAGAGCAUGUAUUUUUUAGUGACUGGAGACUGGGUGCUAUUAUUCAAGUCAGGAAAACAGAUGGUGGAGAUAUGACAGUUAUCCGAAGUGGUAUUUCUAAUGUAUUACAUUUGAAAUCAUACGAUAUCAACAUCCAAACUGGUUCUAACUCCUGUAAUCGACCCACUCAUCCUAACGGCGACUGCAGCCACUUCUGCUUCCCACUGCCAGACUUCCAGCGGGUGUGUGGGUGCCCUUAUGGAAUGAGACUGACUUCCAAUCACUUGACAUGCGAGGGGAACCCAACCGAUGAACCACCCACGGAGCAGUGUGGUGCAUUUUCCUUCCCCUGUGCAAACGGCAGAUGUGUGCCCAUUUACUACCGCUGUGAUGGAGUUGAUGACUGUCAUGAUAACAGUGACGAACAUCUCUGUGGCACAUCUAAUAGCACCUGUUCAUCUUCGGCGUUCACCUGUGGCCACGGAGGAACAUGCAUCCCUGCACACUGGCGCUGUGACAACCACAACGACUGUGUGGAUGGAAGUGAUGAGCAGAACUGUCCAUCCCGGUCACCUGCUUCCUGCCCUGAGACCCACUUCACCUGUGAUAAUGGACAGUGUGUCCCAAAGCACUGGCUCUGCGACACAGACAAUGACUGUGGAGAUGGAUCUGAUGAGAGGGACUGCCAGUUGGUAGAGACAUGCGAGUCAAGUCAGUUUCGAUGCCCUGAACAUCGCUGUAUUGAUGUGUCUUUUGUCUGUGAUGGAGAUAAAGACUGUGUGGAUGGAUCUGAUGAGGUUGGUUGUGUAUUAAACUGCACUGCUUCUCAAUUCAAGUGUGCCAAUGGCUAUACAUGUAUCAACAGCGUAAAGCGUUGUGAUGGCAUUUUUGACUGCAGUGACAACUCUGAUGAGGCAGGCUGUCCAACCAGGCCCCCUGGUAUGUGCCGCUUAGAUGAAUUUCAGUGCCAAGAAGAUGGUGACUGCAUCCCAGACUUUUGGGAGUGUGAUGGCCAUUCAGACUGCAUCUCUGGAUCUGAUGAGCAUCAUGGCUGUAUACCCAAGACCUGCGCUCCAUCACGUUUCCUCUGUGGCAAUGGAAACUGCAUCCACAGGGCAUGGCUUUGUGAUGGGGACAAUGACUGCGGGGAUAUGAGUGAUGAGAUGACCUGCCCUACUCAGUCCUUUCACUGUCCCAGUUGGCAGUGGCAGUGUCCUGGCCAUAGCAUCUGUGUGAAUCUGAGUGCAGUGUGUAAUGACGUCUUUGAUUGCCCCAAUGGGACAGACGAGUCCCCACUUUGCAACCAGAACAACUGUGCUGAUUUCAAUGGUGGUUGUACUCAUGAAUGUAUUCAAGAGCCCUUUGGGGCUAGAUGUAUGUGUCCUGUGGGAUAUUUACUUGCCAAUGAUUCUAAGACUUGCGAAGACAUAGAUGAAUGUGCUAUUCCAGGCUCUUGUAGCCAGCAUUGUUACAAUACAAGAGGUUCUUUCCGGUGUUCAUGUGAUAAUGACUAUGUAUUAGAAGGUGAUGGGAGGACUUGCAAAGCUACAGCAUCUGAAAGUCUGCUGUUAUUUGUCGCAAGUCAGAACAAAAUUAUUGUCGACAAUAUCACCUCCCAGGUCCACAAUAUCUAUUCAUUGAUCCAGGAUGGCUCUUACAUUGUAGCUAUUAAUUUUGAUUCAAUUAGUGGCCGUAUCUUUUGGUCUGAUGCAAGUCAGGGUAAAACUUGGAGUGCACUUCAAAAUGGAACAGACAGAAGAGUAGUAUUUGACAGUAGUGUCAUCAUGACUGAAACUAUUGCAGUAGAUUGGGUAGGCCGUAAUCUUUACUGGACAGACUAUGCCCUGGAAACAAUUGAAGUCUCUAAAAUUGAUGGGAGCCAUAGAACUGUGCUGAUUAGUAAAAACAUAACAAAUCCAAGGGGUCUAGCAGUAGAUCCAAGAAUGAAUGAGCAUUUUCUGUUCUGGUCCGACUGGGGCCAUCACCCUCGAAUUGAGCGAGCCAGUAUGGAUGGCAGUAUGCGCACUGUCAUUGUCCAGGACAAGAUCUAUUGGCCCAGUGGAUUAACUAUCGACUACCCUAACAGACUGCUUUACUUUAUGGAUACCUAUCUUGAUUACAUAGACUUUUGUGAUUAUAAUGGACAACAUCGAAGGCAGGUGCUAGCCAGUGACUUGGUUCUGCGGCAUCCCUAUGCCCUAACUCUCUUUGAAGAUAAUGUGUACUGGACUGACCGUGCUACUCGUAAAGUUAUGCAAGCCAACAAGUGGCAUGGGGGGAACCAGUCCAUUAUAAUGUAUAAUAUUCAGCAACCCUUUGGGAUUGUUGCAGUUCAUCCUUCGAAACAACCAAAUUCCGAGAAUCCAUGCGCCUCUGCCCGUUGCAGCCAUCUGUGCCUGCUUUCCUCCCAGGGACCUAAUUUUUACUCCUGUGCUUGUCCUUCAGGAUGGCAUCUCUCUUCUGAUCUUGUGACUUGCUUGAGAGAUGAUCACCCUUUCUUAAUAACUGUAAGACAGCACAUAAUUUUUGGAAUCUCCCUUAAUCCCGAUGAGAAGAGCAAUGAUGCUAUGGUCCCCAUAGCAGGGAUACAGUAUGGUUUAGAUGCUGAAUUUGAUGACACUGAGCAAUUCAUCUACUGGGUUGAGAAUCCAGGUGAAAUUCACAGAGUGAAGACAGACGGCACCAACAGGACAGUGUUUGCUUCUCUAUCUAUGGUGGGGUAUCCUAUGGGCCUGGCCUUAGAUUGGCUAUCAAGAAACCUUUAUUCCACCAAUCCUGGAAGUCAGUCAAUUGAGGUUCUGACACUCCGAGGAGAUAUCAGAUAUAGAAAAACACUGAUUGCCAAUGACGGAACAGCUCUUGGAGUUGGCUUUCCAAUUGGCAUAGUUGUUGAUCCUGCUCGUGGGAAGCUAUACUGGUCAGACCAAGGAACUGACAGUGGGGUUCCCGCCAAAAUCGCAAGUGCUAACAUGAAUGGCACAUCUUCAAAAAUUCUCUUCACUGGAAACCUUGAGCACCUGGAAUCUAUUACCCUUGACAUCAAGGAGCAGAAACUCUACUGGGCAGUCACUGGAAGAGGAGUGAUUGAAAGAGGAAACGUGGAUGGAACAGAUCGAAUGAUCCUGGUACACCAACUCUCCCAUCCCUGGGGAAUUGCAGUCUAUGAUUCCUUCCUUUAUUAUAGUGAUGAACAGUAUGAAGUUAUUGAAAGAGUUGACAAAGCUACUGGGGCCAACAAAGUAAUCUUAAGAGAUAAUGUUCCAAAUCUGAGGGGUCUUCGAGUUUAUCACAGACGCGAUGCUGCUGGAUCCUCAAAUGGCUGUAGCAACAACGUGAAUGCCUGUCAGCAGAUUUGCCUGCCUGUACCAGGAGGAUCGUUCUCCUGUGCCUGUGCCACUGGAUUUAAACUCAAUCCUGAUCAUCGGUCCUGCUCUCCAUAUAAAUCUUUCAUUGUUGUUUCGAUGCUGUCUGCUAUCAGAGGCUUUAGCUUGGAAUUGUCAGAUCAUUCAGAAGCCAUGGUACCAGUGGUAGGCCAAGGACGAAAUGCCUUGCAUGUGGAUGUUCAUGUGUCCUCUGGCUUUAUUUAUUGGUGUGACUUUAGCAGCUCAGUGGCAUCUUAUAAUGCAAUUCGUAGAAUUAAGCCAGAUGGAUCUUCUUUGACAAACAUCAUUACAUAUGGGAUCGGACAAAAUGGAGUCCGGGGUAUAGCAGUGGAUUGGGUAGCAGGAAAUCUUUAUUUCACCAAUGCCUUUGUGUCUGAAACCCUGAUAGAAGUUCUACGGAUCAAUACCACAUACCGCCGUGUUCUCCUUAAAGCAACAGUGGAUAUGCCUAGGCAUAUUGUUGUAGACCCCAAGAACAGAUACCUCUUCUGGGCUGACUAUGGACAGAAACCAAAGAUUGAACGUUCUUUUCUUGACUGUACCAAUCGAACCGUGCUUGUAUCAGAGGGCAUUGUCACUCCACGGGGCUUGGCAGUGGACCAUAGCAAUGGUUAUGUUUACUGGGUUGAUGAUUCUUUAGAUAUAAUAGCAAGGAUUCAUAUCAAUGGAGAGGAAUCUCAAGUGAUUCGUUAUGGCAGUCGUUACCCAACUCCUUAUGGCAUCACUGUUUUUGGAAAUUCUAUCAUAUGGGUAGACAGGAAUUUGAGAAAAAUCUUCCAAGCUAGUAAGGAACCAGAGAACACAGAACCACCAACAGUGAUACGAGACAAUAUCUACUGGCUAAGAGAUGUGACCAUCUUUGAUGAGCAAGUCCAACCCCGGUCACCUUCAGAAGUCAACAACAACCCUUGCUUGGAAAAUAAUGGGGGGUGCUCUCAUCUCUGCUUUGCUCUGCCAGGAUUACACAUCGCAAAAUGUGCCUGUGCCUUUGGGAACCUAGAAAGUGAUGGCAAGAGCUGUGCCAUUUCAACAGAAAAUUUCCUCAUUUUUGCCUUGUCUAAUUCCUUGAGAAGCUUACACUUUGACCCUGAAAACCAUAGCCCACCUUUCCAAGAAAUAAGUGUUGAAAGAACUGCUAUAGCGCUGGACUAUGACAGUGUAAGUGAUAGAAUCUACUUCACACAAAAUUUUGACUCUGGACGUGGCCAGAUUUCCUACGUGAGCCCGUCUUCAGGGAUCUAUACUCCGACUGUCAUUACUUCAGAUAUAGGGCCUGCUGAUGGCAUUGCCUUUGACUGGAUCAAUAGAAGAAUUUAUUACAGUGACUACCUCAAUCAGACAAUUAAUUCCAUGGCUGAAGAUGGGUCUAACCGCACUGUGAUAGCCCGUGUUUCAAAACCAAGAGCAAUUGUGUUAGAUCCUUGCCAAGGGUACCUAUACUGGACUGACUGGGAUACUCAUGCCAAAAUUGAGAGAGCCACAUUGGGAGGAAGCUUCCGGGUACCCAUUGUGAACAGCAGCCUUGUCUGGCCCAAUGGGCUGACACUGGACUAUGAGGAGGAACUUCUCUACUGGGCAGAUGCUAGUCU